Messenger RNA from Pseudogymnoascus destructans, 834 nucleotides. RefSeq lists its product as uncharacterized. Lineage: Eukaryota; Fungi; Ascomycota; Leotiomycetes; Thelebolales; Thelebolaceae. The coding region runs from base 1 to 834 and encodes 277 amino acids. The transcript is spliced from 6 exons. The record is from RefSeq and is a predicted model, not a curated record.
AUGGUAGCCGAGUGUCGUUACUGUGCGCGCGCUACUACUCCUCAGAAAUUCAUUGUUCUAAGCGGUUGUUAUGGAGCAACCGAUUCCACCCAGGAUUCGAAGGCUUCUUUUUACAACAACACCGCCUACGAACCCACCUCCCGAAUCCAGAAACAAAACAAACCAGACGACCAAGUAGGAAACCUUUUCGCGAAGAUGCCCGUCCUGCUGCCCCCCGGGGCCCUCCCGGCUGCGUACCGCGUCCUCUGUAUGAGAUGCGUGCGCCGUAUUGGGACACCCGACGAUGCUCCCAUGGAGCACGAGUGCGUUUGGAGCGAGAAAAGCUCCAAGUGCGCCUACUGCGUGAAGCAGAAGGCACCAUGUGUGCCGAUUCUCUGGUUCCUCGAGGAGGAAUAUGCCGCCAUCGUCGCCGCCGAAGCGGCCACCCCUCCCGUCCUGGCCACCACCCUCAAGACCUACAAGGAGGUCGCGCGCAUGGCCGACCUCUCCAGCGCCGCCAUGCCGGCCCUGCGCUCCCCCUUUGAGGGGGCGCAGUACAUUCAGGGGCUGGCCACCCUCGCUGCCAUCAAGGACCUCGCCGCCGCGGUGGAGGGGUUGAAGGAGGAUACGGGGAAGCUCCUCGCGGGGCAGGCCCACGCCGUCUCCUUGCUGGGGACGGUGGAUAAAACCACCGACAAGGUGGGGAAGGAGGUGAGCUUCGUGGCGACUGCGGUCGCGAAGGUGGAGAAGGCGGUGGGGAAGUUGGCCGGGGCUGUUGCGGUGGCUCCCCGCAAUGGCGGGAAGAGGAAGAGGGGGGAGGAGGAGGAGGGGAAUGGGGAGAACCCGAUUGGGUGA